CACACACGAGGGGGUUUUCAGUCCACGAACAUACGCGAUCAGGUCCACCUCGAAAACUGAAUAGUAACAAACAACCGUUUGACUGACGAGAUGAUUCAAUCGUGCAAGUUAAACUAUUAUGCAGUGCGCAGAGUGUAAUCGCCAAAAUUUUAUGUAACCAAAAGUUAACUGCAGAUUCUGUUAAUUGCUCAUUAAAACGAACACAUCAUACGUAAUAAUGAAACCUAGAAGAUUAGCCAUAUCGCGAGCUUUUGUUUGUUGCUCGAAUAUAAUUUUUUUGAUGUCGGGUUUUGUAUUGAUGUCAUUGGGAGGAUUAUUAUUAGCCGACAAUGAAAGAAUUCUAUUAUCACGUCUACUAGGACCUGGUGACAUACAUCCUGAUCAACCACUUUUUUAUUACUUGGCAUUCGCUAUAGUUGCACUAGGAUUUCUCAUCGCAAUUACCGGGCUUCUCGGAUGCUGGGCGGCUUGUCUCUUUAAUCGCUGCAUCACAGUCUCCUAUCUCGUGACGAUAAUCUUGCUCCUCUUUGGUGAAUGCACGGUGUGCGUUAUCGCUGUCUUCUGGCCUCAUAUCUUGGGGAUCGAUGUGAGACCAGCGCGUCUGAUACGCGCUUUACAACGCAGUUAUGCUGUUCCUGGACGCGAACAAUUCACAGCGGCCCUUGAUCUUGCACAAACGACGUUUGCUUGUUGCGGCAUAAACGGAAGCAGCAAUUACGGCACGUCGUGGUGGCGGCUGCAGGAAGUCGGCCGAAGAGAAUUAGUAGUGCCUCUCAGUUGCUGCACCCUGAAUAACGCCAAUGAGACGGACUCCUUCCUCAACCCCGAACCUGCCAAUCUCACUUUCUGUCAGGCUCUGAACCCUGCCGAACAUCAAUAUGCCCGACACAUAGUGGGCUGUCUGGAACAUAUCGAGAAGUGGACGCAAGAUCAGGCAUUGAUUAUGCUGGCUAUUAUAUUAGGCAUCAUGGUUGUCGAAGUUACUGCGCUUUUCAGUAUAUUCUUCGCUUGCUCUCGAGAAAGAAACAGGAGAAGCAAAUCGCAAGCGUCGACUUUUACCUCCACGCAAACUUUAAGCCCAUUCACUGAAAGCGAGCACGACUUUAGUAUAGGAAUCGAGAACAGAAUGCACACGGCCGGAACGACGUUUGGUGCCAAAUCAUGAAGAUGGCUGGAGGGCAGCGAAGGACGGACAGUU
This is a messenger RNA of Linepithema humile (Argentine ant), 1198 nucleotides long. Its product is annotated as CD151 antigen. The record is from RefSeq and is a predicted model, not a curated record. NCBI's taxonomy places the organism in Eukaryota, Metazoa, Arthropoda, Insecta, Hymenoptera, Formicidae. Gene Ontology annotation, cellular component: plasma membrane.